AUGAACGAGAAUAUCUCAACUUGUAUUCAACUAUUUCCUCAAGAGAAUAUUGAGCAUGUAGAAGUAUCGACACGUGUCCAAGUGAUUGAUAAAGACCUCCAUUUGACGUUAGUAAUGCAAGCCGAUGAACUUGCUCCAUUAUUCUCGGGAGCAGCAUGGGCUGGUACUUUCUUAUGGGAUGCUGCGGUCCAUUUAGCACGUCGGUUUCUGACUGACUAUCGUCACCACCUUCAAGACCCGACCAACUCGCUGCGUGUCCUCGAACUUGGUGCUGGCAUUGGCGUGCCUGGCAUGGCGGCGAGAGUGGCAGGGGCAAAGCACGUGGUGCUCACGGAGCAGAACGAGCUUUUGCGACUGAUGCACGUGAAUUUGGCGGCCAAUCGACAAGUCUUGCGUCUAUCACAUGGUACAGAGCUUAAAGAGGAUAUCAAUGACAAGGGAGAGAUUGUGGCGAGACCACUGAGUUGGGGGGUGCAGCAGGCAGAGGAGUAUGUGGCUCAGUACCGGGAUGAGAAAGUCGAUGUGGUGCUGUCGUGCGACUGCAUUUACGAGCCGCUGUAUGGCACGUCAUGGCGAGCACUGGCGCAGACGAUGGAGCUCUUGUGUGUGGCAAAUCCCAAAUGUGUUGUGCUCAUGGGCGUCGAACGUCGCAACCAGGACGGUGUCGACAAGUUCUUAGAGUUUGUGGAGAAGAAGACCAAACUCAACAGCACAUUGGAUGAACAAACUAUCGGCUCUGACAACAAUCGAUUAGAAGUGUAUUAUCUAGGACUUCCUGCAAAUGCAAGAGAGUGA
Messenger RNA from Peronospora belbahrii, 795 nucleotides. Lineage: Eukaryota; Oomycota; Peronosporomycetes; Peronosporales; Peronosporaceae. The record is from the annotation of a GenBank genome assembly.